AUGACGAAUAUCAAAGUGUAAUUAUUCAGGUCUUGAUCACGAACAGAUAAAACUUUAAUUGAUCCAAACAGAAAAGAUAUCAGUAAAAUUUAUCAGAAAAUAACAAUUGCAUCUUGCGCAAUCUAUCUAUAAUAAGCAACACGAAUAUUGCAGAUAAAUCAUUCAUAUUUGUAUGUUAAUUUAUAAACAAAGUUUAUCAUCCUAUCUAGUUCAAUCUAAUCUGGAUUGAUUAUAUUAGAAAAAUACAAAACAAUGCAUAUUUCAUGGAUGUUUCAAUUAAAUCAAGGUUAAAUAUCGUCCAAUUAAAAAUAUCAAAAAACUUUAAUUCUCGCCAAAUUAAAAACCCAUCAUCACGAAUUGAAAUUGUAAACCAGUUACCUGCGUUCGACGUGUAUACUCGUCGUGUAAAAUAAAAAAUUACCAUUUAUUUUAAAAACUCCACAUUUCAAUAAGAAGUCUCAAUAAUAAGAAUAAAAAUGUCAUUUGAUGGUAUAUUCCUUUAUAUUUAUAUAUAAUAAAACUGCUAUGUAUUUUAUAAAAAAAAAGUUUGAUCAUUCUCUUUGGUAUAUCAGAUAUUUUCCCGUACAACGUAUUACUUUUUACAAACUGAGUUGAUUACCAAUGCAUCUGGUAUUCUCCGAAUUGUUUUCUGCACUUUACUGUGUAUAUCUUAAAAUUAUUUUUUUUUUCCUUUAAUUUCUUUUUCUUAUUUAUGAAUUUUAUUGUUUCCCGACAAUUUUUAAGUUUCUAAUAACGAUAAUCUUUUCAACAAUGAAUCGUCAAUCUUCCAUCGAAUAAAAAUGUAAAAAAAAUCCUUCCUCGUUUUGCUUUACCUUCUUUGAUAGAAUUUAUCAUAGAAGCAUUUCUCCUCGACGUGUAUACUCGUCAUUGCUUGAUUUUAAUUACGCAUCCCGUGAGGGAUUUCUUCAAAACUAAAUUCCGCAGUUAACCGGUGUAAUCGAUCAGUGACUUAUGCACAAGUACUAUACAAUAUGAAGGAGCUCGAAGAACAUGGCAAUGACUAUAAAAUCGAUACCUAGACGUACAAUCUUUUCCCUAAGGGUUGAAGAACUUGCCAGUUUUUCGUUUUCCUUCUCCUUCUUCUUUUUCUUCUUCUUCUUUAGACUAUUGAUGGUAGUCGUUGAAACGGAAAUGCUCUUCAUGUUCCAGACGGCAUUCCUGACGGUAGCACUACUGCCAUUCCGACUGGCCGCGAUUACGGCUCUGGUGAUCAUGGCCUGGCUCCUGGCUUGUCUAGGUCUUCUUGGAUUGUCCGAGGAAGAUCUUCGUCGCGCGCCUCUCACAGGGUGGAGACGAGAUAUGAGAAUUAUAAUCUGCUGGAUGAUGCGAGCAUUGUUCAUCUGCGGUGGAUUCCAUCAUCUGAAGAUCAAAGGUCGUAAAGCAGAGACUAAGGAUGCCCCCGUGUUAGCCCUAGCCCCGCAUUCAAGCUUCUUCGACGCACUUCCGGUUGUAUACCUCGGCGGGCCGAGCAUCGUCGCCAAGGCAGAGAUCGGACGUAUUCCUUUUUUCGGAAGUAGCAAAAUAGUGCCCUGGCUGUGCUUUAUGGGCCGGCUGACGUACCAAGCAGGAGGAAUGAGAAUCAUUGUGCGUGGAAGACAGGCGACGAGGGCGGAGGCACCGAUUUUAGUGGUUGCACCCCAUUCGACAUUCAUGGACGGAGGGAUCGUCUACAUAACCGGGUUCCCUUCGAUCAUCGUAAGACGGGAAUCAGGAUUGAACCCUUUCAUCGGAAAGCUUAUCAACUAUACACAACCAGUCUAUGUUUGGAGGGAAGACCCGAAUUCACGACAAAAUACGAUCAAGGAAAUUAUCGAACGGGCUACUUCGAAAGAGGAUUGGCCACAGGUGAUGAUUUUCCCCGAAGGUACUUGUACAAAUCGAUCGUGCCUCAUUACUUUCAAGUCGGGUGCAUUUUAUCCUGGUGUCCCUGUUCAGCCUGUCUGCAUCAGAUACCCUAACAAAUUGGACACCGUAACGUGGACGUGGGAAGGUCCUGGGGCAUUGAAGUUGCUGUGGCUCACGUUAACGCAACUGAACAGCAGCUGCGAAAUAGAGUUCCUCCCUGUUUACAAGCCAAGCGAAGCGGAGAAAACAGAUCCCAAGCUUUACGCAAGUAACGUGCGACGACUUAUGGCGGAGGCAUUACAAAUUCCUGUGUCGGAUUACACGUACGACGAUUGUCGAAUUAUUAGCAAGGCUCAUCAGUUAAAUAUACCGCGUGCAUCCACCAUAGUGGAAGCACAUAAACUUCGUAACAAACUCGGUUUGGUAUCAGCCAAGACGGAAGAAGAGCUAGUUCAGAAGAAAACAGAGAGAUUUAGCGAAGAAAUUAAUUUGCACGAAUUUGCGCAAAUCCUUAGAAUAGAUGAAAAAGAACCAACUACUCAACAACUCUUUCGAAUACACGAUAGGCAAGGAAAUGGUAAAAUAGAUUUCGAAGAAUAUAUAUUCACGGUGUUAGCUACAGCGAAUGCAAACUCGGAGCUGAGUAAAAUUGAAACAUCGUUCGAAGUAUGUGGGACGAAGUCGUUAUUUUGUAUCAAUAAAAUGGAAUUAAGAAAGGCUUUAAAACUCUCGUUAAAUAUGCCAGUGGAGGAGUCUGAUAAAAUUUUCGAGAAUGCAAAGAUCGACUUUCCUGAUACGGUAGUAAACUUUGGUAAGUUUUAGUUUAAACGAAAUUACCAUGUUGAAAGAAAUAGUUGCCUUGGAUUCUACGACAAUAAUUACUUUGCUCUGACCUAAACUUCCGUUAUGUUUGGAUAGAAUUCGUAUUAGCAGCAUUGGCAGCAAGGGCGGAAUACUCCCAUAUAUUUGCUGGUAACCCCGAGGCGAGGAAAAAAACUAUUUGA
Molecule: messenger RNA, 2870 nt
Organism: Heterotrigona itama
Lineage: Eukaryota; Metazoa; Arthropoda; Insecta; Hymenoptera; Apidae
Source: the annotation of a GenBank genome assembly